UAGUAUCAGGUAAAUAGUGUUGUCCUUAAGCCAGGCUGUCUGCCAACGCUAGUUAUUUCACUGUUGACAUAAGACUUACUUUGUUUGAACACGUAAUCAACGAAGAUAUGGUGGAAGUAGAAGUUGUCAAGUACCGUCCCAUCAAGUUGAUAGCUGUGAUCUUCACGGGGAUCGCGUUACUGCUGCUCAUCAUUGGUGUGGCUGCAGCUGAUUGGGUGGAUGUCAAGUUCGUGUCUGUUAAGGAUGGCUGGCGGUCCUGGGGCCUGUGGGAGGAGUGCUAUGAUGUUACCUCAUCCCUAACGGCUUGUGUCAAGAAAGAUUGGAUGUCGGCCUGUGCAGCCUUGACUCUUCUGUCCGUGUUUGGAGCAGUUGGAGCGUUAGGCCUGGGCAUUUUUGGUCUGUGUACACACAAAAGAGUGCUGUACAUCAUUGCUGGAGUGUUGACAGCUGUUGGAGCUUUGUUCAUCCUGAUAUCGGUGAUCAUCUUCCCGGUGAAGUUCUCUGAAGACAUAUCGGAAGCUCAUCGUAGUGACCUGGAACGCUAUGACAUUGACUGGACAUAUGGCGUGACUCUUGGUGGGCUCUUCUUCCUCCUCGGGGCCUCCAUCUUCUUCUUCAUCAAGCAGGAGGACCAGGAAGUGAGCCGAGAGAAGACCUCCAUGCCGGCCUACUACAACAACAGCUACUAGACACGGGCAGCAAGCCAUCUCAUUGAUCCCCAUCUCAUUAACGGACACACAUCUCAUGAGCUGGAAGAGGCCUGUGACAUGUGUAGAGUGGUGGGGCAAUAUAGACCAUGUUCUUUCUCUUUAUCAUGUUUGGGAGGUGGGAUAGCUGAGUGGUUCAAGUGUUUGAUGUCACAAGGCCUGGGUUCGAUUCUUCACAUGGGUUACAAUGUGAAUCGGUUCCUGGUGACCUAUGGCAUCAUGUUGCUGGAAUACUGUAAAUCUUGAAAUUAACAUGAGCGUGAAUUAAAUGCAAGACUUGUAUGAGACACAGAAUAUGUUUUCAACUAUGCCAACCUAUAAUCUUGCACUAGAGAUGCUAACUGCCACAUGCAUCACUAAUCUGUUACCGAUUCCAGGUCUUAUUCAACACAGGCACCAAGCUCACCCCAGUCUUUUUUUAAAUUUGGAUCACAAAUUCUCUGACUCCCAAAAUUUGAAAUGUGAAAACUAAUUAAAAAUGAGAAACAGUGGUUAUGUUAUUCCACAAACCAGAAAAAUAAUCAUUUUCUGUCUUAAUCAAUAUAAAUAAGUUAUUUAAAAUACUAUGAUUAAAUCUUUUGAAACUUUAUCUCAAAACCUUAAGCCACAAUGAAAUAUGAUGAAUCCCUAUGCCUUCCUUCCCCACUUUUUUCUAUUUUUCUACCUUCUUAACAUUUUGAGGAAAUAAAAUAAUUGGUUUAAAUAAUUUUAUUUUUAGCUACCUACCAACCUGAAAUUGUUUGUAGAAAUUUUGUAAGCAAAAAAAAAAAGAAAGAAAAAAUGUCUGGCCCUACUGAUUGCCUUAUAUAAAUGCUGAAUGUGAAACAAUUAGAAUGCAAGCCUCAAGCUUGCAUUGCCUGUAUUGUUAGAAUCUCUGUCAUUGUUGGCCAUUUUCUUUGCUAUUCGAUGUAGUGGAUAUCGUUGUAUACAUAAUCAUUCACCUUUAUGGACAUGUUGUUGACCAACUUAAUAUGACUUAUGUUCAGGCUUUGUUCUAUAAUGAUUUCUUAGACUGAUAGGAUUUCUGUUUCAAUUCAGAACGUAACAGGAUAUGAAAGCACAGGAUUUUUACCAUACCAAGUGCUUGUGGUCCAUUGAUUCACGUUGAUCAAGCCUGUAUUAUCAUCCUUCAUCUUUUUUUUAUGGAUUUUUUAUGACAAGGUAAUGACACAUACUUUGAAGACCUACACUGAACAAAAAGUGUUAGGGAUAAUGAUUUUUGUUGUUGACAUUUUGAUGAAACUUUGUGUUCAGUCUCCACUACAAAAAAUAUCCCCAAAUAUGUUCCUGAUCCCUUAUUUUGUUGGUUCAGUGUAUGUAUAUGUCCAUCAUAGUGCUAUCUGUAGCUCUUGUUCUGUAUAUAUUUGUAUUUAUGUUGCCAUGGUUACAGGGGGAUCCUGUACUUGGUGCUGCUAGGGGACAGCUGUUAUGUUCUCCAUGUAGGCAGAUUGGGGACCACGGGAUUGUAAGGAUUGUGGAAUUUGGUGUAGCAGCUGGAGCUGUUCUUAAUGAAUGAUUGUCACAAACAUUGACAUAUAAAUGAAUCAUGCAAGGAUUGUUUUAGACCUGGAGUUGAGGAUUGCUUUUUAAAUUGUGAUGUAAUUUAGGGUGGUAAAUUGUGACUGGUCCAAGCCCUUAUGUACAUGAGGUGUAUAUUUGUUUUUUCUGUUGCUAAAUUCAGGUGAAAUGAGAAACCUAUUGUUCUGGCCUUACCAAAAAAUUAUAAUUAUUUGUUGUAACUGACCAGAUAUUUUUUUAAUCAGAUGUUAAGUUUAUUAAGUUUCAAUUCCUUACACACGAGAAUGAAAAGUCUGUCCCCGGUAAUAACACUGAUGAUGUCCACACUAACACGUCCAUUUUUACGUCCAUGUGUAUAUAUAUGUCCAUGUAUAUAGUCCACUCACAGAGCAUGGUGCUGGUGCCUUCCUAUUACCAUGAGCUACAAUAUGCAAGUACAGCCAUGUGAUGAGGGGAACAAGAGUUAUGUCCCCUGAAUAGAUGUUUGAAGUCAGUUGAAGGUAGUGUGAAUAUAUGGCUGUUCUAUUUGUUUGAUCUGUAGAUUUGAUCUGUUGAUCGUUUGAUUAAUUUGUUUGGAAUUGGAAUUACAAACUGUGUUCUGUUGUACAUAUAGCUGGUAUAGGUUUGGUGGAUGAUUAACUUAAAUGCAAUAAUGCCUAUUUCUUGAUAUUCCCUUAUUUUUGUGACAAUCUCAUUAAAAUCAUAUCAUUUAUGCUGAUACGAUACUGACCUUCAGGCUUAAAAAAAUAAGAGUUGGUUCUCAAUCAAUGACUUUUAAAAUAUAUUGCGGGUGGGCGGUUGUUUUUUUGUUGCUUGUUCAAACUAGUAUGUAAGCAAAUAAACAGUUGUGUACCAUCAACCUGGGAAAGGGCCUCCCUACAUAAACAAGCAUACAAACUCCUAUUGCCACCAUGACCAUAACACAAGAUCUGCAUACACCAGUGCACAUGUGAAGGAAAAUAACUGCGUGCAGUAAUGGAUCGCAUUGUUUUGAAGUAUUUGGAUUUUUAUUUUUUUUUCAAAAAUGGAAUUAAAAAUGAAACAUGCGGCAGACUUUAUGAUGAUGCGGGCGGUGCCUGAGAACCAAGACUAUUAAUUUUUUUAGCCUCCUUAAGAUCUGAGGACACCUCUGCAGAAGGUCACAUCAGGUGAACCCUAAGUAAACAUUUGACAGCUGCAUCUGUACCGUACCAUCUGUAAGUGAAGGAUGCAUGGCUCUUUUGUCAAUCAGAUGGGCGGUGGGGUAGCCUAGCGGUUAAAGCAUUUUCUCAUUAUGCGGAAAACCCAGGUUCGACUCCCCACAUGGGUCCAAUGUGUGAAGCCAUUUCUGCUGUUCCCUGUUGUAAUAUUACUGGAAUCCUGCUAAAAGCAGCGUAAAACCAUACUCACUCACUCACUCACUUACUAGGCAAUCAGAUUUCUAAACUCACUCGUCAGUCAGAUCUCUAGACUGAUGUGGCUUCAUUUCUUUACUCCACCGAUUUGGAAAUUUGUAUUUUAACAACAGAAAACCCAAUCAGGACACAUGCUUUCCGUGACUCUCUCUCUUUGGUGUAGAGGCCAUGGAACUCACCAACAGCAGAGUGUAUAAAAUAUCCACAACAGUAUAAGGUGGAGGCUUUGUUUGUGUAUAGGGGCGGUCGGGUAGCCUAGUGGUUAAAGCGUUCGCUCGUCACGCCGAAGACCCGGGUUCGAUUACCGACACAGGUACAAUGUGAGAAGCCCAUUUCUAGUGAUAUGAUAUUGCUGGAAUAUUGCUAAAAGCGGCGUAAAACCAUACUCACUCACUUCAUUGUGUAUACUCACGAAAGGGUGUUUUGACUGUAUCAAGAUACAGAAAUACGAUAUACUGGUGUGAAUGCUACACACACUGAUACUCAGAAUUUAGAAACCUUGAUGCUGAUUGGCUGAUCAGUAAGCUCACCUUCUAUGUAGUGUCCUCAGAUCUUCACUCCGAGAAUUAUCGUAUCGGGAAAAAAGACCUCAUUUUAAUUAAAUUGUUUUGUCAUUGUUUCAUACAGCUAUGUUGUUCUAUGUCUUUCUCUAUCAAGUACAUCAGUUUGCUGAUGUUGAUGGUUGUGAGUUUGAAUCCCGAUUUCCUGUUUCUGAUCCUUGGUGUAUGGACACCAUAACCGUGGUGGUAGUCAACAUGUUGAACCUCUAUGAUCUGAAUUUCUUUAAAACGUUCUCCCUCAUGAAGCUCACACGCCAUGAUAUCAAAUGGUGUUGAAAAACAGUGUUUAACCAUAUCAUCACACAGCUGUCUUUUUAUUGCCUAAUAAUAUUAGAUUUUCUGAAUUGAUGAUUAUGAAAAUGAUAUGACUGCUUGACUAACCAGGGUAGUGUUAUUUGUCACUGAAAUUAUUUUGAUGAAUUAACCAUUUAGUGUCUUCGCACAUUCCUGUAGAACUGCUGAACUGUUUAAUAUUUUCUGUUACUCGUGUCAUGGUUUUAGUGGCCUUGAAGCCAGGGACAGGACCUGCCAUUCUUUAUGCUGAAGAGGGGGCUGAAAUUUGGUUAAAAAAAAUAUACCAGAAAACAAUGGACAUAAUAUUUUGACCCAGACUUUGACGCUGUAAUGAUCUGUGCAGAGUAGCCUCCCUUAGGCAUUCCAGGAACCUAUGAUUGUGGGUUUGAAUCCUUGUUCACCCUGAUUAUGUUUCUUAAAGUGGUAAACAUCGAAGAACUGCAUCACUUCGGGCUUUCCUCUCACAUUUAGCUGACGAGCCGUGAUAUGACACGAAUACUGUUCUAAGCGGAGUUAAACUCACCCAUUCACUCACUAUGGUGGAGGUAUAUCAGCUUCUGUAGUGCUGGAAGGAAGGUAAAACACAACCCAGUUCUCACUCCACUGUAGCAAAUGUAAAUACUCAUUGCAAUGAUUAGUUUUUUUAAGUGUAUUGUAAGGAAAUCUUGAUGUUAUAUUUUUCUGCUAAGUUAUACAAUAUGUGAAUAUUCCACUGCAGUGUCUUCAUCUCAUGUUUUGCAUAAUACUUACAACAUACGAUUGUCUUUUUCUAAAUGAUUUGCUUGUAAUGUUGUGUUGGUUGAUCUAUAUUUGGUGCUUGAUAUUUAUUAGAUAACAUUUCUGAUGACAGUCAACCCGGGAAAUAUAAGGCCAAUAUAGAGUGACAGACACUUUCAUUAUCAUUGUGGUAAUUCAUUCAGAAACUUUCUGAAAGUUGAAGCAGCUGGAAAAGAAAUAAAUUAAACAUAAAAAGGUUUAUUUCUAUAAUGUCUCCCACUAGUAAUUUAGACCCGCUUAUACAAUCUAAUGUUGUACAACAAUUCCAUGGCUACAUCACUAUCAGUGAUUCAAAAAGCCAGUGGGGCGGUUGGGUAGCCCAGUGGUUAAAGUAUUCGCUCGUCACGCCGAAGACCCGGAUUUGAUUCCCGACAUUGGUACAAUGUGCGAAGCCCAUUUCUGGUGUCCCCCGCUGUGAUUUUCUGGAAUCUUGCUAAAAGCGGCGUGACUGACCUUGUGUGGAAAAACUGGAUAACUCUGUGAAACAUAAAAUAAAUAAAGUAUGGCCUAUUUGGUUAAUACUUAUUCAGAGGGGCGCUGGGAUAGCCUUGUGGUUAAAGCAUUCAUAUUCAAUAUAUUUUUACUCUCAUGGGUCCAUUUAGAAAUUAAUUCUACUCUUAUGCUAUACAACAGGAUGUAUAAUAAGUAUAAUAUCAUGAACAAUAUAAUAGAUCAGCUUUAUUUUUUCCCACCCGGAACUGUCCAAUUAACUUGAGAUUUAAUUCUAAGCUGCUAUUACUUGUGUAGACAACAAAUGAUGGAAAGUUCAGUUAUCUUGUCAUCUUUUUGCUGGUUAAUUUCCAAGGUUGACUGUCUUUUUUUCCUCCUCUGUCUCAGUUGUUGAUUUGUAGCAGGGAUUGUCAGCAAAUCUGUGUUCGUGUGUUCAAUAUUUUUACUUCUGAUGUAUUUAUUAAUGUUGAUCGAAAACAAAACUCAGUUGAUCAUGAAAAACAACUACUGUAUUUGACGUAGUAAGCACCCAGGGCGCUCUCAAAAAUAGGGGGCUCUCGUAGAAUAAAAAAUUGGUGAAAAAAACACACAGAGUUGAACGAUCGUCAAUUUCGUGGUUUAUGCUGACAGCGUGAAAUGAUACAAACGAAAAGUCUGUGCAUAUUAUAUACGACAGAUAUAUUUUUGCCAAUAAAUAAGGGUGCAUAUUACACAUGAGUGGGUAUUAUACUCGAAUAAAUAAGUCUUGUGUACAUUGAUCAAUCGGAAGGGGUGCUAAUUGGGAUUGUUCACUAGCCAAUAUAUGAACAAAUAUCACCGCUUAUUAGAGCUGGGCGCUUACUAUGUCAAAUAUGGUACUCAUCAUGCACCUAAUCAGAAAACGUUGCACAUGCAUUGUGUAUUUGGCUGUUUUAUCACAGACCCAUGCCUGUAUUAGCAUACAAGGUACCAUAGUCACUGUAUUAAGCACCCUGCUGCAAAACCUCCCCCUGACCAAAUUCUAGAUCAGUUGGUAAGUAAUAUUUGUAAGCAUCCCUACAGGGACAGCCUUAUUUUUGUGUUUUUUACAGAAAACAAUAGCAUGGAAGGGGCAUAUAAUUGCAUUGUAACUAUUAUCAAUAACAUUUAGGUUGAGUCGAAGUUUGAAAUUAAUUUGUUCAUUACCAUUCAACCUCUGAAAAGAAUUUUAACUUGUGUUUGGUUUUGAUUAGCAGACCCUUUGUCCAUUUUUUUAAGAGCUCGGGCACUUAUUACAGUGAAUAUGGUACCACCAAUUAAUAAUGCUUGUUUUUUUCUCCUAUUUGUUUCUGAUACAUGUUGUAACUUAAGGUGCCAUCAGUGCACUGUCAUGCGUUCACGUUUACUCAUGUAAACGGCUUAUGUGUGUCUAUAUUUUCUCAUCACCAGGUAGAUUGUCAUGUGAAUCUCAUGCCAGAGCUAGCCUAUAGAAUUUACCAUUUUUGUAGAAGCACAUUCUGUUGCUCUGUGAGGCUCAUGCAGGAAGGUCUUAAGAUAAUACAUAGCUCACGAAGCAUACAUUCUGAUAUAUCAUGUGUGGAUUUCCUUCAUGAUGUCCCCAAAGACAUAGUUGCUUGAUUGACCAAGAAACGAAUCUUCAUGAUGAGCUGAAUUGAAUGAUCUGACUGAAGACAAUAUUGACUAAUGGACAUCCAUUAUUUUGUUCUUUCAGUGCAGCAUUUCAGUACCGGUGAAGAAGACUAACAUUUAGUUCCCAAAGUAAAGUUAUCUCGUUUUGAAAAUAUAUAUCUACUGAACAAAAAAUUAAGAUCCAGAUGUUGCCCAGAACAAUGCUUAAUACCAGGCCUAGAGCAUUGCCAAAUCAUUCUAGACUUGAGUUGGAUUCAUUUUGAAUUUAUUUUCUUGGGUCUGGGAGACAGACUACAGGUGAAAUUCACAUCAAACGUGUACCAAAAUGUUGCAUUGAAAGAAACAAGAAGUCCAACCUCACAAGUAAACUCUGUGUUCAUAGAUUGUUCGGCUUCUUUGGCACUUCAAGAUGAGAUUUACUGACUGCCAGAACCGAACAGAUUACACGUGCAUCCACAUUAUGUUACUCAUGCUUGUUUUAUGAUUUUUUACAUAUUGCAAGGUAUCUGAAAUAUGUUCCUAGAUUAUAUAUCUUCCUAGAUCUCCGUAUGUAUCCUGUGGCUGAUUGUGUACCUGUUGUAUAUGAUGGCCAGCGUGAUGGUCUAAACCAUUCCAUGGUAUAAUCACCAUAGGUUAAACGUAUUGAAGAUUGAAAUAUGGCAAAUGUGUUAAUUUUGUGUGAUUAAUGUUUAACGAUUAUUUUAUUCACAUACAUUAGCAUAUUUACUAAUUACUUGAUACAAAUGGUUUUGGUGGAUGUUUUCACUUUGUUUUGAUCAUGUCAAUUAAUUAUCAAUUAGUUGAUUAAUUAUCUAGUUAAGGAGAAUGGCAGUGUUAAUCAUGCUAAUCUUGACCAGUUCCACAAAGCGAUCUUAGUGCUACGAUGACCGCAAUUCUGUGUUAAAGUAUGGGAGGUACGAUCACAUACGUAAGAUCGCUUCAUGUAAUGGUCUGGAGGCACUCUUUCUCAACAUGGAAGGUUGAUUGUGUGUGUAAGAGCCUAUUGCUUCAGGUUUAACAGUUCUGAUACAAUUUGGCAGCUGGAAAAUCAGCUUGGUUUCAUUAGGUUGUGACCGCUAUGGAUGAAAUCCUUCUCAGCGCUCAGAUGUUGUGUGAUGUCCAGUAGGAACUUCAUAGACUUGUAGACAAUGGCUGAGGUCAUGUUGUGCAUGUUGUGGGUCUAGAUCAAACUUUUAGGACUCAUGGCUAGGCAUUAUUUUUGUUUAAAUUAUGAGUGAAAUAUGGUUCUAGAACAAAUGUUUGUUAGGUGAUAUUUGUUUUUCAUAUGUAUAUUUUAGUAUUUCCACAACAAGUCCUCUAUUUGUUCUUCAAAAAUGUUUUUAAUUAAUUAGUUUUGUUAUGAAAAUUACAAUUUUGUUGUUUAUUCAAAGAUGAAAGGAUUUUGCUAUUUUCUCAUAACACAUGGUUUACACUCAGAGGGGUACACAAAGUAUGGGAUCUAGACCACCAGUCGUCAGACUUUCAUUUUUGUGGAAGCCUCGGUGGAUGAGUGGGUUAGAUUGCUGACUUUGUGUGCUGGCGUUUAGGUGCCUCACUCUGAGAGUGUUGGUUUGAAUACUGGAUGGUUCUCAACCCCAAAAAGUACUAGAAUCUGUACUUUACGAAGAAAGUAUUAUCACAAAAAUAACAUUUCUUACAGAUGGUAAUAUAUUACUAUAUGUUUGAAUUUCUAUAACAGAUACUAUUGAUUUAGAGGAAUAUAUUCUGUUGUCACUGAUUACUUUCUGGCUGUCAAUAAUAAUUUGUCCCAAAAACUUUGAAGAUAUUCGAAGAACAGUUAUUUUAUUUGUUGUGACCUUAUUCAAAUGUAAUGGAUAGGACAGCAUGAAACUGUGGUUUUGUUGAAGACAGAGCAUGAGAACCUGUUCGCUGAUCGUCUAGGAACAAGGCCUGCCUUUAGGUUGCAAUAGACCCUUUGAAGAUGUGGUUGUGACUUGUGAUUGUAAAACAUAUUUUUAUAUUUUGUUCAUAUACGCCUCAUUGUGUUGGUUUGCUAUUUAUGGCUUAUCUAGUACCUCAAGUUAAUCUUCAUCAAUCAGGUCAUGUCUUUAUUAUGGUACACUCUCCUGUUAUACAUUGUCUUACUGGAUGUGAUCAGCUGAAACAUUUGAAUUCAUGAUUAUAUAUUUAGAAGCGUUACUCCUGAGAACAAUUAAUUUGAUUGUUUACUCGAUUACCCUAUCCUAAAUUCUGCACAAGUGAAAUAUAAUAAUUUUGAAGGCUAUUGUACCAUAUUGUUAACAGUUUGGUUUUUAUUUUUGUUAUCUUUUAUUUCAAGAGGAAAUCAACGAUGAAAUUUCCAGCACCUGCAUCUUGAUAUCUUCCAUAUCAGAACAAAUGGGAUUGAGCUGGUCGUAGCAUUUUCUGAAACAUUUUUUUAUGUAUAUUUCUAAACGCCAUAUUGUAUCUGUCAACAAAAUGUUUUUAACGCUUUGCAAGAAUCAGAAACCUGAUAAAGAUAUUUCAAAGUUGAAAGAAAAAACAUAUUGUGAUAAUAAUUUUGAAGAGACCUUCUUAGUUAUAUCUGCUAAUGGGAUGUGUUGAUUGUUAUACAUGUACAUGAUAGUUAAAACUCUUUGAAUUGACUCUGUAGGACUUUUGAAAAUUUAUGAAAGUAAUGGCAUCAAGACCAGCAAGAGGAAUAUUUAUCUAACAUUUUGGUGCACAGUGAGAAACUUUCUGUUCAGAUUUGUUACCACAUGGGUAGCUGCUGAUGUCUUGUAAACUUCAGGCUGAGAUGAAUGUAGUUGCUAUGUAGGCACCCACCUAUCUAGGCUUCACUUGGCAUUAUUCUGUUAGCUUGUUUAUCUAUAUAACAAAUAAAGCAAUACCUUUUUUAUUAA
Messenger RNA from Haliotis rufescens (red abalone), 10172 nucleotides. Its product is annotated as p53 apoptosis effector related to PMP-22-like. The transcript has 4 exons. NCBI's taxonomy places the organism in Eukaryota, Metazoa, Mollusca, Gastropoda, Lepetellida, Haliotidae. Gene Ontology annotation, biological process: cell-cell adhesion. The record is from RefSeq and is a predicted model, not a curated record. Gene Ontology annotation, cellular component: membrane; cell-cell junction. Bases 108 to 689 code for a protein of 193 amino acids.